UACUUGAUUUAAUGAACCAUGGCGGUGAGAGUCCCUCAUCAAAAUCUCCGUAAAAUCCUCACCCAGCUCGAAUCCGGACUACCCGAGUCCGCUCAGAUGUAUGGUAUGGUCAGGAGUUUUAUUCGAGGUGUCCCGAGUGGUUUGGAAUUGUGGGUUGACAGUUUAAACUUGCCUCAGGUUUUUGUCGUCAGUGCUAGCCAAACAAAGAGUAAGAAUACUUACUGUGGGUCACUGGUCAACGUUCACUGUACGAACCAUAGCAACCUUCGCCGUGUCAUUCUGUCCCCCGGUCUACUCAAUUUCAAACAAGAAUUGUUUUUUCGAGGGGUAAAUGCGAGAACUUUGACGAUCUUAGAAGAGAUUUUUCCGUCUGGAAGUUUCCGUGAUGUAAGCGUUCCAGGAACGACUCAAUUGUAUUUCACAUCCAAUGAAGAAGACAUAUUGAAAAUCGAUGUCCCUGAUGACUUCUGUGUGGGUCCAUUCAAUGAAAAAGUUUCCCGGAGAAUUGAAGAGGUUUGGAAAUUCACCCCUCAGGGCAUCAGCCAGAUGAAGUUGGAUGAACGUAAGUGGGGAUUUCCGGGUUUUGCAGUAUAUCACGUGACUUCCGGGAAUCUUGCCGGGUGGGCUGUUCAGAACAUUGAUGGAAUCAUGGGUCAUUUGUUUGCGGAAGAAAAAUAUCGCGGAAGAGGUGUAGCCAAAUUUCUGACUUCAGUACUCGCCAGGAGUGUGAUAAAACAAGAUGGCUUUGUAGCGGCGGAGAUCGUGAAAAGCAACAUCACGUCUAAGACUGUGACAAGUUAUAUCGGACUAGCGGAAGUGAAAGGUUCCGAGUUUGAAUGUAGAAUGUUCAGAUUAAACUUGGACAGUAAAUUCAAGUGA
Messenger RNA from Saccostrea echinata, 879 nucleotides. RefSeq lists its product as uncharacterized. The coding region runs from base 19 to 879 and encodes 286 amino acids. The record is from RefSeq and is a predicted model, not a curated record. Lineage: Eukaryota; Metazoa; Mollusca; Bivalvia; Ostreida; Ostreidae. Gene Ontology annotation, molecular function: acyltransferase activity, transferring groups other than amino-acyl groups. The transcript has 5 exons.